AUGAGUGUCAAUAACAGUGUACUGAGUCGCGUACUCUCCUUAAUAAGCCAGGUAUUCUGGAGGUAUGAAGACCACAGUCUUGCUUACACUUCAGCCGUGGUCCUGGACGAGCCCCCGUCUAACUUUGGCUACCUCUGCCAUCCCUUGGUUGAACAGAUAUCUAAGGAAGUCAAUAAUUACUUCCUCUUACACUGGCCAUUCCCUACCGAAAAGUCCCGUAAGAAGUUUGUUGCAGCAGGAUUCUCCCGAGUCACUUGUCUUUACUUUCCACUAGCGUUAGAUGACAGAAUUCAUUUCGCUUGUCGUUUGCUGACUAUUUUGUUUCUCACUGACGUAGAUCUACUUGAGUUCAUGUCAUUUGAUGAAGGCUCCGCCUAUAACGAAAAUCUGAUCUCUAUAGCUAAAGGAGAUAAACUACCUGACAGAACUAUCCCAGUUGAGUACAUAUUCUAUGACUUAUGGGAGAGCAUGCGGAACCACGAUCAUCAUAUGGCGAACGACAUCCUCGAGCCAGUCUUCACUUUUAUGAGGGCCCAGGUAGACCGGACUCGCGCAAAACACCUAAGCAUGGGCGAGUAUUAUGUCUACCGAGAGAAGGAUGUUGGUAAAGCCCUCCUCGGAGCCCUUAUGCGCUUCUCCAUGAAACUGCAAGUGACUAAAGAAGACCUCAAUAACGCCCGCCCGGCUGAUGACCUAUGCUCCAAGCAUUUAUCUAUUAUGAACGACAUUUGGUCCUUUGAGAAGGAGGUACUUGCUUCUAAAACUGCACACGAGGAAGGGGGAAUCCUUUGUAACUCCGUGCAAAUAUUGGCAGAAGAAGCAGACAUCAGUACCAACGCAGCGAAGAGGAUAUUGCUCAGGCUCUGCAGAGAGUGGGAACUACGUUUCAUCAGUGUUGUGACACAGAUCGGGGGCGAUCCCAAGAAGGGCAAUCCCGAGCUUAGAGCUUACAUGAAGGGACUAGAGUAUCAAAUGAGUGGUAAUGAGCAGUGGAGUAAGACCACUCAUAGAUAUCUUAAGCCUGAAUAG
Pseudovirgaria hyperparasitica is the source of this 1029-nucleotide messenger RNA. Its product is annotated as Aristolochene synthase in complex with 12,13 Difluorofarnesyl diphosphate. The record is from RefSeq and is a predicted model, not a curated record. Lineage: Eukaryota; Fungi; Ascomycota; Dothideomycetes; Acrospermales; Acrospermaceae. The coding region runs from base 1 to 1029 and encodes 342 amino acids. The transcript is spliced from 4 exons.